UCGGAACUGGGCAGACUGGAGCGAGCACAGGCCAGGUUGAGAAGGACUCAGGUCGCUACAACACGGAGCUCCGUUCAUUUCCCGGGCCUCUCCUGGUCUAGGAAUGCGUCCGGGAUCUUUCCUGUUCUGCCCUCAGUCUCGGUGUGAGCCCUAUCUUUGAGAGACACUGCUGAACCUGUGAAAGAUGCCACUGCCACUACCUUCCCAAAGCUCCAACCCUGAGACUAAGAAAUCGCAGUCCAGCAAAAUUGUGCCCAGUGAUCAUGGCCAGUCUGAAAAGAGAGGGGAGAAUUACCAAGCAAAGAUUUCUUCAUCUUCACCUAAGAGACGAUGCAAAAAGAGAUCAGCUUUUGAAGAUCUCACCAAUGCUUCUCAAAUUCAGCCUGCCCAGCUCAAGAAGGAAGCCAAUAAGGAGUUUGUUAAGGAUGUUUCCAAGAAGAUAAAAGGGAACACACCUGCUCUUGGGUUGGCCAAAAACAAUGAGCUGAAUAAGGAAAGUUAUAAGCCAGAACCUUCACCACUAGUAGUUUCUACUACCCUGGUACCAAAUAUUAUGGAGAAACCACUAAGUCUGGAGAUACCUACCAUCUCUAAAACAACCACUACUGAGGAGGUAUCAUUUUUCAAAAAGCCAUUGAUUUUAAAAGAGGAACUCAUUACUGAGGACACAAGCCUUUUCAGGAGGUCAUUUUCUUUAAGAAAGUCCACAAAUCAGGGGGAGAUAUCCCUCAUGGACAGGCCACCAUCCUUACAGGGGGAGGCUGACAGCAAUGAUGAGUUUGUUGUAGAGCCAAUGACUUUUGGGAAGAAGCUUAAGACUGAGGAGGCAGCCAUCACCAAAGGAACAUUAUCCUUAAAGAAGAUGAGCACAUAUCAGGGGGACUUGGCUUUGCAGGACAUCACUUUUGAAGAGAAUUCCUUCAUUAUGGAGCCAACAAACUUUAGAAAGAAGCCUAAAACAGAGGAGGCAACCUCCAUCAAGAAGGUGUUCUCUUUAAAGAAGAACAAGUAUACCACUCAGGGGAAAGUGUCCCAUAUGAAGAAACCACUAGUGUUGCAGAAGACCACUUCUGAAGAGGAGUCUCUCAUUGAGGAGCCACUGACUUUCAAUAAGAAAGCUACCAGCAAGGAGGCAGGCUUCAUCUUGAGGCCAUUAUCUUUAAAGAAGAAGUGUACUAUUCAAGGGCAGAUGGAUCACUUGAAAAAUCCAUUAGAAUUGCAGAAGACUAUCUCUGGAGAGAAGAAACUCAUUAAAGAGCCAUUGUCUUUUAAAAAGAAGCCUACCUCUAAGGAGUCUCUCUUCCAGGAACCAGCUGCAUUGCAAGAGAAGCACACCACUAGUGGGGAGGUGGUCCUCUUGAAGAAGCCACAGGCAUUGCAGGAGGAGGACACUAAGGAUAAAUUUCUUAUGGAGCCAAUGUCCCUUAGGAAGAAAUGUACUACCAAGGAGACAAAUCCCACCAAGAAGUCAUUACCUGUAAAGAAGUGUACCAUUCAGGGGAAGAUGUAUCACUUGAAGAAGCCACUAGUAUUACAAAAGACCACAUCUGGAGAGAAGUCAUUCAUUAAGGAGCCCUUGUCCUUUAAAAAUAAGUCUACCACUGAGGAGGAGUCUCUCGUCAGGGAAUCACCUGUGUUCAAAGACAAGCAUACCAUGCAGGGGGAGGUGGCUCUUUUGAAGAAGCCAGGGGCAUUUCAGGAGAAUGUUGAUGGUGAAGAUGAAUUUCUUAUAGAACCAGUUCCCUUUAGGAAGAAAGGUAUCAGAGAUGAGGCGGUCUCUACCAAGGAACCUUUAUCUAUAAAGAAGAAAAAGUGUGCCAGUCAAAUAAUGAUGUCCAUCUGCCAAGAACUGUUGGACUUGCAGAAUAUGAUUAGCAAAGAUAAGGAUUCUUCCUUUAUGGAGCCAGUGUCACUUAGGAAGAAGUCUUCAACUGAGGAGACAAUCCUUACCAAGACACCGUUAUCUUUAAAGAAAAAGCAAAUCACUCAGGGGAGAAUGUCCCUCUUAAAGAAGCCACUGGUCUCAGACACCACCUCUGAAGAAGAGUCAGUCUUUAAGAAGCUAUUGCCCUUUAAUAAAAAGUCUGUAACUGAGGAGGAGCUCCUCUUCCAGGAUCCAUCUCUUUUGAAAGAGAAGCACACCACUCUGCAGGAGGCGUCCCUCUCAACUAAGCCACUGGCCUUGCCAGAAAAGACCACCACUGAAGAAUUGUAUAUUAAGGAACUAUUGACUUUAGAGGAGAAGCCUACUACUGAGGAGGAAUUUCUUUCUCCAGAGCCAUUUUCAUUGCUUGUUAAACCUACCAACAAAGAUGAGUCCCUCUUCUGGAAGGCUUUGGGUUUGCAGAAGACUGAUACCAAAGAGGAUUCCUUGAAGGAGCUGUUGGACUUGCAGGAGAAAAGCACUACUGAAGAGGAAUCUCUUUUAAAUAAACCAUCAGUUCUGAAGGAGGAAGUCUCCACUGAGGUGGCAACAAGCACUGAGGAACAGUUAUCUUUAAAGAAGAAACCCAUUGCUCCGGGGGAGGUGUUCCUAUUGAAGAAGCAUUUGGCCUUGCAAGAGCAUAUCACCAAUGAAGAGUCCCAUAUUAAGCAACCACUGGCUUUUCAGAAGCCUAGCACUGAGGAGACCAUCCCAAGGGAGUCCUUGGCCUUGCAGGAGAAUCCCACAGUCGAGGAAGAGGCUACCCCGUGGGGGCCCUUGGCCUUGCAGGAGAAGCCCAGCAGUGGGAAGGAGACCCUCUUCAAGGAGCCUUUUCAGGAGAAACCUACCCUCAAUGAGACAAUCCAUGUCAAGGAAACAUUUGCAUUGGAUGAGAAACCCACCACUGGGAAGGAGUUGUCCCUAAAGGAGCCAUUGGCCUUGCAAGAGAAUACCACCCAAAAGGAAGAUAACUCUCUCAAAGAUUUCCUGAUCCUCCAGGCUGAAACCAGCUCACAUGUGUCCAGCAUAGCCCCUGAAUCCAGAACAGGCAUGUCCAGUGUGGGCAAGUUCAAUACCACAAGCACAUCCAGUGCUUGUGAAUCUAGUUCCAAUAAGCCUUCUUCAUCUUGGGGCAAGAAGUCACAGAAGGAGCAGAGAACCGCAUCGGAGGAUAUUGACAAUAACUACAGUGAUCCAUUUUUCAACCCCAUAUAUGCCAAGGAUAUCUUCAGUUACAUGAAGGAGAGAGAGGAAAAGUUCAUACUUAAAAAAUACAUGAGCAGGCAGACUGACAUCAGCAGUUGCAUGAGGGCCAUUCUUGUGGACUGGCUGGUAGAGGUGCAGAUGACCUUUGAGAUGAGUCAUGAGACCCUGUACUUGGCAGUGAAACUGGUGGAUCACUACCUUAUGGAGGUAGUAUGCAAGAGGGACAAGCUACAGCUCCUUGGUUCCACGGCAUUUCUGAUUGCAGCCAAAUUUGAGGAGUCCUGCCCACCUUGUGUGGAUGAUUUCCUAUAUAUCUGUGAUGAUAUUUAUCAGCGAGAUGAGAUGCUCACCAUGGAAAUCAGCAUCCUGCAAACUCUCAAAUUUGAUAUCAACAUUCCCAUCGCCUAUCAUUUCCUGCGCAGAUAUGCUAGGUGUCUCCGUGCCAGCAUGAAGACGCUGACUUUGUCUCGCUUCAUCUGUGAGAUGACUCUGCAAGAAUACGACUAUGUCCAGGAGAGGGCUUCCAAGCUAGCUGCUGGCUCCUUCCUCCUGGCCCUCUACAUGAAGAAGCUCGGACACCGGGCUCCUGCCCUGGAGUAUUACAGUGGCUACAAAACCUCUGAUCUUCACCCCUUGGUCAAGCAGCUAAACACCCUGCUGACAUUGCGUCCUUGCAACAAGCUCAAGACUGUGCAUUCCAAAUAUUCUCACCAGGUCUUCUUCGAGGUCACCAAAAUCCCCCCCUUGGACAUGUUGAAGCUAGAGGAGAUGCUGAACUACUGCUAAGUCUGAGGCUGAGGAGCUGGCGUGCUGGCAGCGGCCCCCAGGGCCAGGCAGGCAUUGAAAAAAGCUGUUAUUUAUUCUGUCUUUGAAUUUGUGUUUUGAUCACUUUUUUUUUUAC
Messenger RNA from Mustela erminea (ermine), 4031 nucleotides. RefSeq names its product cyclin B3 (gene CCNB3). The transcript is spliced from 12 exons. Gene Ontology annotation, molecular function: cyclin-dependent protein serine/threonine kinase regulator activity. Gene Ontology annotation, biological process: mitotic cell cycle phase transition; regulation of cyclin-dependent protein serine/threonine kinase activity. The record is from RefSeq and is a predicted model, not a curated record. Bases 185 to 3916 code for a protein of 1243 amino acids. Lineage: Eukaryota; Metazoa; Chordata; Mammalia; Carnivora; Mustelidae. Gene Ontology annotation, cellular component: cytoplasm; nucleus; centrosome.